AUGGCGACUCUCACCAUGACACCCACUCGUCAGCCUUUCGCGAGUCUGGAUACCCCGCGAAUGCGACCGAUCAUGCGAGCCAAGUUAAAUCGCCAGAACGUGCAAAGUGGUGCCAUCCUAUCCCAAAAAAGCUCCAUCCUCAUUAACGAGGAUACCGAGAACAUCGACCCAUAUACUCGCAGCUUAUCAGCCAAGCGCAAGCGUAACCUCGAUGACGAUGAGAUCUCAAAGGGCUCUCCCAAGUCUCUCAAGACCUCCCGUAUCGCCCUUACUACCCGACCAUCAAACCUCUCUCCUCGAGACAUCUCAACCCCACUGAAGACCUUUGCUGCUACACCUAAGUCAGCACCUAUCCUCAAACCCGCUGGUCGCACUCCUACAAAGUCUCUGAAGCCCUUCGGUCGCAGAUCACUUAUCACAAAGUCAAGACCUGAGUCUGCCCGACGAGCAGUUGCUCGUCCCUUCUCUCUGGCAACGGCUCUCGCACAGACCAAGGUUCCAGCUCCAAAGCCCAAGUCCAAUGCUUCUAGUGGCUGGUUCUUUGAUAUCCACGUUGACUCAGAGCAAGAGGAAAUGACAAACCUCAUGCAACACUCCACUGGUGUUUUGGAUAUCAGUGACGAUGAGGGUAAGGUCUCGGAUGCUAAUGGCCGAGGCAAGGAGAACGUGCCCCCCUCUGAACUAGGUCUUGACUUACCCCGCUCCCCUGAAUCAAUUGCCUUGGCGGCCGCUGCAGCUGCACGCAAGGCGGAGAAAAUGGACGAGGAUCGUGCGCCUUUGGGUGAACUUGCGGCUUCGGAUUAUUAUCCUGAGGAUUGUAAUGCUUUCUCUUAUGCGGUCAUCUAUGAUGAUGAUCAUGUUGAGAAGAAAUCUGCUCUCCCUGCCCAGGCUAUCUCUGUCUCACCUGAGAUCUCUACUUCCAUUGCCUCGCUUCUUGAGACGGCUCUCCCUCCUGCUCCUGAGGAGAAGUCUGUCGAGAGGGAUGAUGAGGUGACAGAGUCGGUGCCCUCUCAAGAGGACAAGGCUGAUUCAUAG
This is a messenger RNA of Penicillium malachiteum, 1035 nucleotides long. RefSeq lists its product as uncharacterized. The transcript has 2 exons. The record is from RefSeq and is a predicted model, not a curated record. NCBI's taxonomy places the organism in Eukaryota, Fungi, Ascomycota, Eurotiomycetes, Eurotiales, Aspergillaceae. The coding region runs from base 1 to 1035 and encodes 344 amino acids.